Molecule: messenger RNA, 2651 nt
Organism: Monopterus albus (swamp eel)
Lineage: Eukaryota; Metazoa; Chordata; Actinopteri; Synbranchiformes; Synbranchidae
Product: protein ALP1-like
Exons: 4
Coding region: 248-1552 (434 amino acids)
Source: RefSeq, a predicted model, not a curated record
AAAGGCAGCAAUACGCGUUUGCUGCGUUUAGAUAACAGAAGAAGAAGAAAAGGCAACAGUAGCGGCAGCAGAAGAAGAAGAUGGAGAAGAAGAAGCAGUAGCAGUAGCAGAAGAAGAAGAAAAAAUAAUAAUGUAGUGUAUCAUGUACUGACAGUGGCUGCAAGAACGCCUGAACUGCUUGGUAUAUAUUAUUAUUGUCACCAUAACUCAAUGUUUUACGUGCUGUGUCCCGGACAAAAUCGUGAUAAUGGAAGAAGAGCAUCAGCUGCGCUCUUUCAUGUUCCUGAUGACUUAUAUGCUACUGAAGCGCAGGAGGGACAUAAACAACGCAAACAUCCAGAGGCGCAAUGAGAUCCAAAGACGCGUCAGACACCGACAGUACUUCUUCCAGAGGCAGAGGAGGAUGCUUUUGAUGAUGAUAGCAGAAGGUAUCCGCUCCAACGUCCACAUCCGAACACGCCCUUGGACCACCACUCCAAGCACUGAUUGGUGGGAGCGAGUGGUGAUGACAGAAUUCCAGCCCUCUGAUUGGCUGGAUAAAUUCCGUAUGAGCCGGGAGACGUUCUUCUACCUGUGUGACAAGCUGCGGCCCCGUCUAGCUCGCCAGGCCACCAGCUUCCGCCUGGCGCUGCCAGUGGAGAAACGUGUGGCUGUGGCUCUGUGGCGUCUAGCAUCAAACAUUGAAUACCGCACCAUCAGCACCCUUUUUGGUGUGGGGAAAUCCACAGUGUGCAGGUGUGUUAGAGAUAUGUGCCACGCCAUUGUGGCGCUGCUUAGCCCAAUCUACCUGCGGCCCCUCAGUGAGCAGGACCUGGAGGAUUCAGCUCAGCUUUUCCUAUCCCACUGGGGCUUCCCUCAUUGUGUCGCUGCCAUAGCAACACUCCACACCGCUAUCAUCACUCCAUCAAACAACGCAUCUGACUAUGUUAACUCUGCCGGCUGGCUCUCAGUGCUGUCACAGGUGGCUGUUAGUGGCCGUGGCCAGUUCUGGGAUGUAUGUGCCAGUUUCCCAGGCGGGACAGACCCAGCUGACAUCUUUCAGAACUCAUCACUGUGGGCCACAGCUGCAGAGGGGGGACUGUCACCUGCCCCUCUGCCUAUUUUUAUGGGAAAACAACUCAGGUAUGUGCUGCUGGGGGAGGCCUGCUACCCACUGCAAAACUGGCUGAUGAAGGCCUACCCUGAAGAAGAAGGCAGGAGGGCAAGUCGUGCAGCACUGACGACACCACAGCGGCUUUUUAAUCGGCGACUCAAAAGGGCAGUGCAUGUGUCCGAGGAGGCGCUGCUGAGGCUGAGGGCACGCUGGCAGUGCCUCAGCAAGAGGAACGACUGUGGACUGGAUGUGGUGCCCACUAUGACCCUGGCUUGCUGCAUUCUGCACAACAUGUGUGAGUCCCACGGGGAUGCCUUUAAGGUGGAGUGGCAGGUGGAGGUGGCCGAGUCAGAAAGCCCUCAGCCCAUCCACAAGCAGCUCCUGUCAACAAACAUGGACCAAAGUCAUGCUGAGGAGGUCCGACGCCUCUUUUGUGACUAUUUUGAACAGCAAAAUUGAUAAAAGGACAAAUAUUAUUGAGAAUUUUUGUAAACCUUUGUAUUUACACUGUUAUACAUUUGUAACAAGUUAGCAGCAUGGCUGUACUUGUUUUUUUAGUCCAGUAUUAACAUGUCUUUAUGCUAACUGUAGCUAGGUAUGAUAAAGCAUGGCAAUGUUAGCAUACAUCUCAAACCAUAGUAGAACCUAAAUGCACUUCAAUCUGACAAUGUGAUACUCUACAAUCACAAUACAUCCAUGAAAUUUAGGUAUGAACUGUGGUGCUGUAAUGAUCUAUAAAUAGCAACAUCUCCCUUUACCCACACUUUUAUUUUCUAUUGUGUAAUAAGCACCAUAAACCGAACAGGCUGCUAGCAGGGCUAUAGACUUUUUCUAUUUAUCAUAACCCUUUGGUCAUUUUGUUUUGUACAUUUUUAUAUAGUGUGCCAUUGUACAAGAAUUCCAGUUUUAUUGAAAGUAAUUUUUGUGUACAUAUGUUUCUCCUGUUUUUAUGCAGUUUUAUUUCACAUUUAGUAAGAUUGUAACCAGUUUUUUAUUUAAACACAUUUCACAUAUGAGACUAGUGUGACAUAACUAAAUGGACAGAUAAAAUAUGUGUAAGGAGGAGGAAGUGUAAAGAUAAGCAUGAAUUUUGACUCUGUAGGUAGAUAGGCUACUUGAAUAAACAUGUUAAAGAAACUGAGAAGAGACAGUUGAUCAUGAAGAUGCAUAUUCUACAUGUUUCUGAGUGCCAAGAGGCACUUAAAUGAAAACUGUGAGCAGAAGUUACCUGCAACUGUGGGCCACAAAAUGCCACUGCUGUCACAGUACAAGACCACCGCUGUCCUCGCUAAGAUUUUGUCUUGUCUGGUACACCUUGCAUUAUACUGCAGGUUGUAGCUGAAGUAAUGGAAGUGCUUAUUGCAACGUCUUGUCUUGAUAACCAGUUAACAUGUAGGGCUACACUGUAGGAACAUUUUUCAGCAGUGCAGAAUAUUGCCAAGCAUACAUGCAGCAGGUGUUGGACUUGAUUUAGCAGUGAUCUCACAUGCAGUGCCUAUGAAAUAUAAAAACAAACAAACAAAGCAGUUCUUCCUAAUUCAUACAGAUUGGGUUUUGC